UCGCUUAUUUGCGAACACGAGUGAGUCGUCGCUGUUUAGUCUGUUUAGAGCAAGAGUUCAAACAUGGCACGAGAAAAUUGGCCGUUUGAGCAGACUUUUUCUUUUAAUCAUCUUUCCUCAAAGACGCCGUCAUUCCUACAGGACCGAGACAUUUUAAAACUCCUGAUGAAAUGGUCCAUGCUGGGGAGGCUUUCGGCUCAGUCCUACAGCUUCGACCAGUGCUUUCACCCUUACAACAGCGAGACAUUUGUACUGUCCUUCUUCAGAGACCCCAACGUGGUAUCCACUCUGAGGAGGAUGGAGGCCGGAGCCUGGCUGCCCCUCGACAAGCCAGUGGUGUCUGUUGAUGUGGAGCCGGUGCAGUGCACACAUGUCUCCAUGGAGCUGUUUGACCCAUUCUACUCUUGUGGGGUUGUGAGGCCCUCGGGACAUCUGGUUAAAUGCUUUCAUGAUGUCCACCCCGACUACGAUGAACUAAGACAGAUGUUGCGCGAGGAGGACUCUGAGCAUUACCAUGUGGUCGGGAAGGAGGAGCGAGGAGAGUUUCUGUUCCUCCUCUUCAAGCACCUGUGUGUCGGGGGAGAGCUCUGUCAGUAUGAAGACACCAUAGAUCCUUACCUCAGCACAACCAAGCGAAUCUACAAAGACCUGAUCAGUGUUCAGAAGGAUCCAGAGACAAAAAAGAUCAGCGUUGUCUCCACAGUCCUUAAGGUCCGCGCCUACGACGAGUCCGGGCGAUGUUACCCCCAAAGACGAGAGGAGGAGCAGACGUUCGCCUUUGCGAUUGUCGACCCCUUCAAACGACACGUGACUUUGUUCUACCACUGCUACGGCGUAGGAAACAUGUGCACGUAGAAGCAGGUGAGCUGAGGACUUGGAGACGUAUCCAGAAGCAAGUCGUACACAAUGAAUUGUGUUAUAAAUGAGGAUUCAUUGUUUUCCUCUACUCAAGUAUGUCAAUAGAAUGCUGUUAAAAAGCCUUAAAAUGACUCGAUGCCUGAUUUCACAGGAGGUUGAGCAUGUUUGUGAUUAUAUUGAAAAAGAUAUCACCACCAAGAUUUCACUCUAACUACAUGUUAGAAAACUCAAUAUUACAAUAAAACACUUUCACAUAAGAUGAG
Gasterosteus aculeatus aculeatus (three-spined stickleback) is the source of this 1121-nucleotide messenger RNA. It is a transcript of the gene cfap300, whose product is annotated as cilia and flagella associated protein 300. The record is from RefSeq and is a predicted model, not a curated record. Lineage: Eukaryota; Metazoa; Chordata; Actinopteri; Perciformes; Gasterosteidae.